Messenger RNA from Salvelinus sp. IW2-2015, 2304 nucleotides. The record is from RefSeq and is a predicted model, not a curated record. NCBI's taxonomy places the organism in Eukaryota, Metazoa, Chordata, Actinopteri, Salmoniformes, Salmonidae.
UAGUGUAUUCACUGGGAACAUCGGAGGGUGGUGAAGGGAGGAAUGCUCAUAGUAAUGGCUGGAAUGGAAUAGAUGGAACGGUAUCAAGCACUUGGAAACCAUGUUUUUGAUGCCGUUCCAUUAACUCCAGUUGGCAGGAAAGAUGGGAAAGCCACUGGAAAAGCCACUGGGAAAGAUUUAUAAAUGGGUCACAGACAGGCAAUUAUUGGGAAGCCAGAGGAAUGAAGAGGUUGUCUUGAAACUUUCCCCAUAGGCCUAGUUUCUCCUUGUGAUUGAUGUACUCCUACGUCAUUGGGUUAUCUGUGGUAGCUAUCCAUUAGUCUGCAAAUGGAGGAUGAAUCAUAAGUUCUAGAUGAUAAGGCAGUCAAGAGUUGCCAAAACCUCAGAGAACAGGGAAAUCAUGGUGCGUCAAUGGAUCCAGUACUUGCAAUAGACCAGAUUGGAGUUCAGAAUUGCAUUGUAAGAUGCAGUUCAAUUACAACUACUGUCCUAAACAUUGUGCAGUGUGCAUUGAAGUGUUUACAGAUAAAGCAUUAUUUUCCAUGAUGAUCUCUACUACAGAGAGUAUAUUUAUUUACAGAAUUUUGACCUGUACAGUAUCAAGCAGUAGAAAUACCAUACUCAAUCGUGCCAUUCAGGUAAUCAGAGAGAAAUCGCUAAGUUAAUUUGUGUGUCUGUAUUUAAGUCCAGAAAACUAAAUACAUGUAAGCCGAUUGUAAUUUUAUUUUUGAUUGAAGUAAAGCUAAAAUAUAACAUACAAUUGACAAAAUAAAUCAUGCAACACAACAUACACCACAGCAUAAAAUAGGGCUAUGAAGCACACCGAUCUCAAAGGACUGUCCCUUUCAUCAAAAGCUUUGUUACUCAUUGACGUCAUUUGCUAUAUAUGCCAAAGCUUUCAAAAGUCAAAGCUGACAUACUGUAUCAAGCCAUGUCCCAUGAUAAGAUAAUGCCAAAGUGUCAAUUACAAUGUAGCACAAAUUAGCUAUUCCCUAGAAAACCCCUAAGCUACAGAAAACCAAAGAAAUAAACUGACUCCAGAAAUUCUAAGCAAUAGCAAUCAUAACCUACAUCUUGGCCAUUGGUGGCUUUCGCUUCAUAUAUAUUCCUGGUUGUUUCUCAAGUUGGUCUUAAUUCAAACCAAUGACAACUGAUGGAAAAUGACUGGGAAAAGUAACAGGAAAAAGAGAAAGACAGGUUCUUGGCUUUUGAUAAAUGGCAGUCUUUGCGAGUAGGUUUCACGAUGGUACAGUGAACAUUAGUUAAUAAGUGAACUAUUUCAUGUUUCUUUAUCAAUACAUGUAGGCGUCUACUACUUGCCAGGCUUAUCAGUUUCUCUGUUGGCCUUGGGUACCCCCUCAAACUCACAGUUUGGCUGGUCAGUCGCAGCAACAGCAGGUGUACAUUUUCACACCAGAGACGCCUGCACACGAGCAACCAUAAGGCUCAUUAUAUUAAUUUAAGUUGGUCACAUCUUGUAUGUCAAAAUGAAUGUGAGGGGCAUUGGGCUGUGGAUGCUGUGUUACCUAGUGCUGACGGCUGCUAUGUACUUUGAUCUGGGUGAGCAGGAGGAGAAAUGCCUCAUCGAGGAGAUUCCAGGCGACAUGCUGGUCACAGGUUAUUUUCUUUUGGAGAAUUGGGAUGCAAAAAAUAACCUUAACUCCCCUCAUCUUGGCCUCACUAUCACUGUGCGAGAUCCAAACCAUGAUAUACUGAUGAAAAAAAGAUAUGGCAGAUUUGGAAAAUUCACAUUCACAUCCCACGCUUCUGGCCCACAUUGGUUGUGCAUGCAGUCCAACUCAACAAGGUUUUCAGUUUUCGCCGGUGAAAGGCUGAGGAUUCAUUUUGAUGUUCAGAUGGGAGAGCACUCCAUUGACCCCAGUGUUGAGAGACACAAAGACACAGUCCAGACCAUGGAGUACAGCCUGGAGCACCUGAGGGACCAGAUCCUAUACAUCACCAGGCAGCAAGACUUCCAGAGGGAAAGAGAGGAGACUUUCCGUCAGAUCAGUGAAGAAACCAAUGGGAAAGUUUUGUGGUGGGCUGUUGUGCAGACUUCCGUUCUACUAUCAGUUGGAUUUUGGCAAAUCAAAAGACUGAAAGACUUCUUGAUUGCAAAGAAGUUGGUUUGAUAUGCUUGGCUUUAGGGCAGGAUUUAUAUAUUGCAGUACAAUGCAAAGUGGCUACUAGAGUCAACGGCUAUUCCAAAACUAGACUUACAUCAAGUGCUGAUGCAUCUAUUUUACUGUACAUUCUUCUUGAGACAAUGUAUGGAUUAAUAAAAAUGUGCUUUGUUUAAUCUUA